This is a messenger RNA of Drosophila willistoni, 1825 nucleotides long. It is a transcript of the gene calypso, whose product is annotated as ubiquitin carboxyl-terminal hydrolase calypso. The transcript has 2 exons. The record is from RefSeq and is a predicted model, not a curated record. Gene Ontology annotation, molecular function: cysteine-type deubiquitinase activity. Gene Ontology annotation, cellular component: cytoplasm. Lineage: Eukaryota; Metazoa; Arthropoda; Insecta; Diptera; Drosophilidae. Bases 39 to 1481 code for a protein of 480 amino acids. Gene Ontology annotation, biological process: ubiquitin-dependent protein catabolic process; protein deubiquitination.
UUUGCCCUAACUUGUACAUAAAUAUUUAACAAUUUAUAAUGAAUGCGGCGGGGGGCGGUGUAGGCCCAAGCUGUUCAGCAACGUCAAUUGCAGGCGGGAAUAACCCUGUAACGCUGGGAUCCACAAUCAAUCUUAACAAUUCACUUCUGGUGGGGGCGGGGGCGGCUUCAACAAUGCCCAUAGCGCAGCUUUCGGAUGGGUGGCUUGAAUUGGAGUCCGAUCCUGGAUUAUUCACCCUGUUGUUAGAGGAUUUUGGCUGUCAUGAUGUUCAGGUGGAAGAGGUCUACGAUUUGCAAAAACCCAUCGAAAGUCCGUACGGUUUUAUCUUCCUUUUUCGCUGGAUCGAAGAGCGACGUGCUAGACGAAAAAUUGUGGAAACUACUGCUGAAAUCUUUGUCAAAGAUGAGGAGGCAAUAUCCAGUAUAUUCUUUGCCCAGCAGGUUGUGCCCAACAGUUGCGCUACUCAUGCCCUACUCUCUGUUCUACUUAAUUGCAAUGAAAAUAAUCUGCAGUUGGGCGAUAUAUUGAGUCGUCUUAAGGUCCACACCAAGGGCAUGAGUCCAGAAAACAAAGGACUUGCCAUCGGCAAUACCCCAGAGCUGGCCUGUGCCCAUAAUUCGCAUGCUAUGCCGCAGGCAAGGCGUCGUCUGGAGCGUACUGGAGCUAGUGUUUCCAGUUGUCGUUUCACCGGUGAAGCGUUUCACUUUGUCAGCUUUGUGCCCAUCGAUGGACAGCUUUUUGAACUCGAUGGUCUCAAGCCCUAUCCAAUGAACCAUGGUGGAUGGGAAGAUCACGAAGACUGGACGGAUAAAUUUCGUCGUGUGAUGGCCGAGAGAUUGGGCAUAGCUACUGGAGAGCAGGAUAUUCGCUUCAAUUUAAUGGCUGUUGUCCCCGACAGGCGCAUAGCAAUCACCCACAAAUUGAAGAUGCUGCGCACCAAUCAGUCCAUUGUUUCGGGAACCCUGCAAAAGCUGCUAAAAGCCGACGAGCAGGGUGAAUCCGGUUCUGGAGAUUCUCAACGGCCGGAUACACCAACAACGCUACUUGAACCGAGCGCUUUUACGGCUCGGGACCUGCAAUCACUUCUCAAAAAUCUGGAUACCGAAAUUGCCAUCAAUGAGCAGCAUUUAGCCGAUGAGAACGAUCGUCGGCACAUGUUCAAGGUCGAUGCCAGCCGUCGUACUCACAAUUAUGAUAAAUUUAUUUGCACUUUUCUCUCGAUGCUGGCCCAUCAGGGUGUGCUCGGCGAAUUAGUAAGCCAGCAUUUGCUGCCCUCAAAGAAGAUUAGUGGCCAGAGUGCGGCCAAUCGUUUAAGCAAACAGAGCACGGCAGCGGCAGCCAACAGCGGAGCUGCUGGAGCAGCUAAUAACUCUGCUCCCAAGACACAGCAACAGCAAACAGCCGGGAAAAAUGGAAAAUCUCCAAGCAAAACUGCUGGUAGAAGACGUAAGGGACGAAAUAAGUGUAGGAAACGAAAGUGAAGAGACUUUUAAUAUUUAUACAGAACUGUUUGAAAAUAAUUAAGAUUAUUUUUUAGACUCCACUUUAUCUUCAUUGCAUUGCAAUGCAUUACUGCUGGCCCAUAGAAAUGAAAACUAUGUUAAUUCAAUUUUUCUUGAACUAAAUGUUGACUUAUCACGACAUCUGUCUGUUCUUGCUUUGUUUAUGUGCUUUCUUUAUCGUAUUUAAAGCUUUUUCACCUUUUACUUUUUUUAUUUUCUUAUAUUUGAGCAGCUUUUUUAGCAUAGAUAAAUUGGAGUGAGCAAUUUUUACGAUUCUCUAUUUAAUAUAGCGGUUAAAAUAAAUAUAUUCGAUAAAACUAUAA